Molecule: messenger RNA, 279 nt
Organism: Eimeria mitis
Lineage: Eukaryota; Apicomplexa; Conoidasida; Eucoccidiorida; Eimeriidae
Exons: 1
Coding region: 1-279 (92 amino acids)
Molecular function (GO): ice binding
Source: RefSeq, a predicted model, not a curated record
AUGAAGGACCACCGACAGCCAUCUUCAAGCCCUGCAGCAGCAGCAGCAGCAGCAGCAGCAGCAGCAGCAGCAGCAACAGUAGCGGCAGCUGCAGCAGUAGUAGCAGCAGCAGCAGUAGCAGCAGCUACACCAAUACUAGUUGCAGCAGCAACAACAGGAGCAGCUUCAGCACUAACAGCAGCAGCUGCUGCUGCAACAGCAGCAGCAACAGUAGGUGAAGCUGCAGCAGCAGCAGCAGCAGCAGCAGCAGCAACAGCAACAGGAUGUGAUGCUCCCUGA